UUUAUUUUGAUUACGCAUUCGAGUCUGUUAAAUGCGUAGUUUCUGGCUUUCAUUGGUUUGCUAGUUUUGCACCGCCGGCAUUUCUCUUGUAAUUGAGAAUCACUUGAUGUAUUUUUGAUGGGGUUUAUGUUUCAUUGUCAUUCAUCGCGAUGCUAACACAUGAAAGAUUAUCGCGAUGUUCCAUUACAUUUGUAUUCUUUAAAUGCGGUAUUUAAUGACAAUGACCGUCAUCAGUGUAUAUAAAUUGAUACUGUGUGAACUAUAGCAGCAAUGCUAAUAUUCUGUUUUUCCCUCAUGUCAAGUUGCAUAUUAAUUAAUUUUCCUUCUGUUUUCUUCUUUAUUUUACAGACCACAAACACACAGACACACAUGCCUACCCAACCUAUCACCGUUGGCGUAAUUCUAUUAAAAUCUAACAUUCCCAUGUCUUCAUGGCAAUUGCAUUGCACAUGUUUUGAUGGGAAUAAAAUAUAUCACUCCUCUGGAGCCAGAUUCAUGUUCAUAUUAACCGCCUCAACCAGUAAAUUCAAUGUGGAGGUGUAUCCCCCUCUGCUACAGUCAUCUCUGACAGAUGAGCCCUCCUCCUGUAUAGGGAGGCCAUUGAUGAGGUCACUGUCAUGGAUGAUUGUCCUGCCAGAGGUGAACAAUCAAGUUUAGUUUCCAUCUGUUCUAGUUUGGCAAGGGUAGCUGGUGUUGUUUGGUAUUGGACAGGUAUGGUUCUCAGGUUCUUAUUUUCAUCCAAGAGCUUGAUUAUUUUUUCACAAGCCUUGCUCUCUCCAAUUAUAGGAACGUUCACCUUGCCAUAAAAUUUAGUAACUUUUGAAAGCACUAUUUUCGCACAAUCCCAUUUUGUUUCAUUUGUAGCGUUACCCUUUUUUGGUGGAUAGGGACUGCAGUCUUGAUGUCAAGAUCAUACAACAGUGGAUUCAGGGGAUGUGAGGGAAGGACCAUUGUCCUUCUUUUACUGUCAUGAAGUUGUUUCAUGGGUCUUCGUUGUUACCCUAUACUCUUACUACUCACUAACGUCACACUCUCCAGCUUCAUUUGUCUGAGGUAAUUUAGAGAGCCUAACCAAGCUGUUGGGCUGAAGGUCAGUGCUGAAUCAGUGAAGCAGGUGUAAAAUGUUUCCAGUAUUGACUUUGACUUUUUAGUGACAUACGUAAGGACCAGUUGCAGGCAAUUUUGUAGUUGUUAUGUGUAGAAAAACACCUGCAAUUAAAUGAUCUUAUUCCUCACUGACAUCUAGAUCGCUCAGGUAAACAUUUGCAUGGAGAUAUUUGCAUGUGUUUGACCACAUUUACAAAGAAAAUUUUUUCCCUUUCCCUUUCAACCCCUUUAACUAUAUUGUAGAUCAUUGAAGGUAUGAUUCCCUCCUUUGUUUGCAGAUUACUAUUUUUGAUACUGGUCUGAGGUCACUGCAGUAAGUCUUUGUAUUUCACACACACAUUAGUGCUGAAUGCAACACCCCAAAUUCUACUUCAAUUUAUUACACCUAUAUUUCUUGAUUUACUCAAUUAAAUUUGUUUUGGGUUAAUUUGAAUGAAACUAAAAGUUUUCACCUGACUAAGCUUAAAAAAAAUAUAGUACUAAAGUACUAAAUUUUAGAUUUAGGUUUAUUUCAAUGUAUACCAUUAUUUUAACACUGACUGCCAGGCACAAUCUGGUGGAAGUUUUACAUAUGAUGAGUGUAUGAAGCUUGUUUUGUGAGAUGCUCAGUUUUGCAGAGCUGUGAAAGGUCGUGCAGGCUGGCAUAGACUAUCAGUUAUCAAAACUUCCUGCCCCCAUGUUUGCAUAAGAUGUUUGGUUUACAAAAUAAGCUUUUUUAAGCAUGUUCCCUCAGAAUUCAGUCAGCACUUCAUCUAUCAGUCUACCCCUCUCAGCAAAGAACUAGCGAAGAUGAACAAUGGUCAUUUGCCACUGUUACUGGGAUUUCUGUUGUCCUUAACAGCCUGUUGCACUUGUGAUGAAGAGAAUGUCGCCAUUGGUAAAAUAGCCGAUCAGUCAUCCAUGUACGGUAUCUAUGGUCCAUACAGAGCGAUUGAUGGGUACCUCUAUCGAGACUUUUCGCGUGGCAGCUGCUGUAUGACAGAUGAGGAAAUGAGACCCUGGUGGAGAGUUGACCUGUUUAAUGUUCACAAUAUCUCCUCUGUGGUUGUGGCGAACAGAUGGGACUGCUGUUCUGAAAGACUCAGCGGAGCAGAGAUUCGCAUUGGAAACUCCCUGGUAGACAAUGGCAACAGUAAUCCAUUAUGUGCUCAGAUUCCCAGCAAUCCUCCUGGGAAUAUUUUAACAUAUAGCUGUCCUGGGAUGCUGGGACGAUAUGUUAGCAUUUCACUCAACCGAACAGGAAUUCUAACUCUGUGUGAAGUAGAGGUCUACGGCCAAGUUGAUCAGCAAGAUGUUUGUGAAAAUCCGCUUUUGAUGACGGACCCCUUUCGCAACGUCGACUACUAUUACUAUGACUUCCCAAGUUUUCCGCUUUGCGAUUAUGCUUAUGGUGGAAGGUGGGUGCGCUUCUCCGGGAUCGUUGGGGAUGUUAUACCCGAAACCUGCGCUGGGACGUGCUGCGCUGGUUCAUCUUACUUCGCUUACCUGGGGUUCGCUCACCCGCAACUGGGGGAGGGCAUCAAACAGGGCAUUGCACGUAUCAGGUCAUUACAGUACUGCGUAGUCCAAGAUGUCCAGGGGAUGCAAGUUCUGGCUUGCCCAGGAGGGUACUACGUUUACCGUCUGCCGUAUUUACCGUGCCCAGUUACCUUUGGUGUUUGUCACCGCAACUGUACCUCAACCUCCUGUGGACCAAACGCGGAGUGUACCAGUUAUGGAGGCUGUGUCUGCAUUCUAGGAUAUGAGUAUCCUGUGAAUGUCCUGCCAACUCCAGAGUCUUUCUGUUAUGAUAUUGAUGAGUGUGCAUAUUACCCCGACAUCUGUCUCCCCAACGCUGACUGCAUCAACACUCCUGGGAGUUACACCUGCAUCUGUUACGAGGGGUUCAUUAAAAAAAUUAUGCCAGCCUCCGCAGCCUCAAAUCCCUGUGAAGAUGUGGAUGAGUGUGCCCCAAACCCAUGUGGCGCCAGGACAGAUUGCUACAACACUGUAGGAAGCUUCUACUGCCUCUGCAUGGAUGGAUACAUUUCCUCUACUGGAGUUAACUGGGUGUCUGGGACUACUGUGUGCCAAAGUACAGAGGAAUAUCUUGCCUCUCUAACUCUUCCAGAGGGACAGUCACCUGAGAUGUACUUCCUAGACCAAAUGACCAAGGAUUUGGAGGACAACCCUGAUCUUGUUCUGACUGAGAAGAAAGUGGCUGAUAUUGUGACCAUGAUCCUGGCCAUCAUAGCCAACAUGAAGCCAAAAGAUGGCGACUCAGAGAUAGCCAACGUCGUCCUGAACAUCUUAGAGGGGCUUGUGUCUGCCCUUGUUGAUCCCACAUCUCUGGAAGAUAAACAAGUGAUUCAGACAAAUGUGACAGCACCAGCUAUAGACAUUAAUUUAGUAAGCCUUAAAGGGGAUACUGAGACGCCUGCUAUGCUUGCCAUGGGAAACAUGAUGACUAUCAAUCUUGCAGCUGUUGCUAAAAAUAACAACGGAUCCGCUUCUGCUGUUCUGAUGUCAAUUGAUGGGAUGGAGACGUUCAUGAGUUCCAGUUUCUUCGAAAGUGAAAAUGUCACAGAGAUGUAUUCUGACAUCAUCACUGCCACACUGCCUAAGACGAGGCACAAGGAGCUCCCUGAGCCUGUCAAGUUCACUAUGCACCACAAGAAGGAGACGUUCCAGGCUGGCCUGGUUACCUGUGUGUACUGGAAGAUAAAUGGAACUGAGACGCACUGGUCAGAGGACGGGUGCACGGUCUCCUACUCCAAUGAGAACCACACUGUAUGCAGCUGUACCCACCUCUCCACCUUCGCCCUCCUCCUGCAGACGGGGGGACAGAAUAAUGAAGAGGAUGAUCCUCUGCUGGAGAUGGUAGACCUGUUAUGUAUGUGUGUGGGUCUGACCUUCCUCGCCCUCGCCAUCCUCACAUUCCUGCUGUGCACAUGGAACCCUAAGGUCAACAACACUGCCCGUCUCCACCUCAGCAUCUGCCUCUUCUUGGGUCACCUGCUCUUCCUGGUGGGCGUGUCUCGCACUGAGAAUGCGGUGGUGUGUGCAGUCAUUGCAGGCUUGCUGCACUUCAUCUUCCUGGCGGGCUUUGUGUGGAUGUUGCUGGAGACUGUGCAGCUGUUCCUGUUGGUCAGAAGCCUGACCAAAGUAAAGGUCAUCCAGAAGGAGGGGCUGAGGCCACUGUACCUCCUGCUGAUUGGCUACGGAGCUCCCAUGGUGGUGGUGGGAGUGUCUGCUGCAGUGUUUUCAGGCGGUUAUGGCAGCAAAGACACUUGCUGGUUAAAACAAGAAAAAAAUUUCAAUUGGAGUUUUAUUGGCCCAGUCGUUGCCAUUCUCACACUCAACUUGGUCUCAUUUGGUGUGAUCAUCUGGAGCCUGCAGCCUACACUAGCCAACAUGAAGAGUAACGUUUCCCAGUCAAAAGACACCAGACUGAUUAUCUUCAAAAUUGUUGCCCAGUUUUUUGUUUUGGGGUGCGCCUGGAUCCUGGGAUUUUUCCAGAGCAGCCCUUUCUUGAAAUACCUCUUCAUCAUCCUGAACUCACAGCAGGGCACCUUCAUCUUCAUCGUUCACUGUCUGCUGAACAAAGAGGUGCGAAAGGAGUACAGGAGGUGGUUCUCGUGUCUGUGUAGAAAAGAGGGACUGUCAGGAGACAGUGCUACUAAAGACACUGUGAACGAUGCAUCUCAACCCACAAAAGACAUGGACAAGGCAGAUCACCAUCAUCAAUAAGGAACUGAACAAUUAAAACUUUUUUAUGGAACUACAAAUACACAUUAAUUCGUAAAUACUUUUUAAUAUAUCAAACAAUGGUUACUGUAGAUUGAAUUAUAGAUAUAACUGCAUAUGCUUGAAUUGGUAGUUAGUUGCAUGUAAAUAUAUUGUUUUACAAGUUUAGUAAUACAGAAUAAGCAGUUGACAAGCAGUGUGGAAGGUGUCAAUUAUUGUCAGAGAAAAGAAGACUUCUGUAUAAAAUAAAUGCUAAAUAAAGAUGAUAUAUUCGUC
This is a messenger RNA of Anguilla rostrata (American eel), 5109 nucleotides long. Its product is annotated as adhesion G protein-coupled receptor E3-like. Bases 1897 to 4836 code for a protein of 979 amino acids. Lineage: Eukaryota; Metazoa; Chordata; Actinopteri; Anguilliformes; Anguillidae. Gene Ontology annotation, biological process: adenylate cyclase-activating G protein-coupled receptor signaling pathway; cell surface receptor signaling pathway. The transcript is spliced from 21 exons. The record is from RefSeq and is a predicted model, not a curated record. Gene Ontology annotation, molecular function: G protein-coupled receptor activity; calcium ion binding. Gene Ontology annotation, cellular component: plasma membrane.